Sesamum indicum (sesame) is the source of this 1111-nucleotide messenger RNA. RefSeq names its product abscisic acid receptor PYL3. Gene Ontology annotation, molecular function: abscisic acid binding; protein phosphatase inhibitor activity; signaling receptor activity. Gene Ontology annotation, cellular component: nucleus; cytoplasm. The record is from RefSeq and is a predicted model, not a curated record. Lineage: Eukaryota; Viridiplantae; Streptophyta; Magnoliopsida; Lamiales; Pedaliaceae. Gene Ontology annotation, biological process: abscisic acid-activated signaling pathway.
ACUCCACUUCCCUUCUUGAUAGCCUUGCAAGUCAAGGUUCUAGCAGAUCAUAUAAUCCAACCACACACACUAAAUACACUUAUAUCACUCCCUUCCCGUACUUUGGUUUCUCCGUUUCUGAAAGGUGAAGAAAGAUAAGAAGAAACAACUCUUCUGGAUAGCUGUUUUGGUUCUGGGAUUCCAGUAAAACGAGUUGCUUGAUUGAAAUCUUGAUGGUCUUUUGAAGGAAAAGAGAAGAGGAAAAAGAGAUGGAGGCACAGUACAUAUGUAGAUACCACAGGCACCAGCCCAAAGACAACCAGUGCUCUUCCUCAGUUGUUAAGCACAUCAAAGCACCUGUUGACAUUGUUUGGUCACUGGUUAGGAGGUUUGAUCAGCCACAGAAGUACAAGCCCUUUGUUAGCCGGUGCACCGUGCAGGGUGAUCUGAAGAUUGGGAGUGUCCGAGAGGUGAACGUGAAAACAGGACUUCCAGCCACGACCAGCACCGAAAUGCUGGAACUGCUGGACGAUCAGGAGCAUAUUCUUGGUGUCAAAUUCGUUGGUGGUGAUCACAGGCUAAAAAAUUACUCAUCAAUCACUACUGUCCACCCUGAGAUAAUCAAUGGUAGGCCGGUAACUCUAGUCAUCGAGUCAUUUGUGGUGGACGUGCCUGAGGGGAAUACUCAAGACGAGACAUGCUACUUUGUGAACGCUCUCAUCAACUGCAACCUCAAGUCUUUGGCCGACGUCUCAGAAAGAAUGGCAAUGCAGGGCCCGUCCUCAACCCGUUAAAAGGACUAUAAGUCUUCACAUGACAUGAUAGUACCUUAAAAAGUAAUUUAGCCCAGUUAAGCCAUUCUGUUCUGAUCAUCUUUGAGAGAUUGGUUGGGUUGUCUUUCAUGGCUCUGUGCUAGCCUUUUAAAAGCCUCCUUAGACUGGAGAAGUCGUUUUGUAGUAUAUUAAGGUUGAAAGUAAUGUACCACUGUGUGUAUGAAAAUUGCUGGUUAAAAACAUCUAAACGUUUGACAACUUUGUCGCCUUUUCAAAGGCUAUGUAUGUGUACGUAGUGUAGUGUAUACUUCUUCUGUGUCGUGUGUAAAUAAUGCGAUGAUGCUUUUGUUAUUUGGGUU